GGAUGCAGGCAAGCCGAUUGCGGUCGGAGGCGACGCGCUCGACAUGGGCAACUGGAUCAUCAACCACGGUCUCACGGCCUUCAUACUGGUGGUCUGGAUGGGCAUCAACACCUUUCUUUUCGUCUGGUUUUACCUCUUCUACGAUUUGGGGGAUCAGUUUUUCUACACGCGCCACCUUUUAGGGUCUGCCUUGGCCUGGGCCAGAGCGCCUGCAGCUGUCCUCAAUUUCAACUGCCUGCUGAUCCUGCUGCCGGUGUGCAGGAACCUGCUGUCUCUGAUCCGAGGCUCAUUCAUGUGUUGCGGCAGAACAAUGAGGAAACAACUGGACAAAAAUCUGAGUUUCCACAAGCUGGUGGCGUACAUGAUAGCGCUGAUGACAGCCGUUCAUAUGAUCGCCCACUUGCUGAACGUGGAGUGGUACAACAACAGCAGACAAGGAGUUUAUGACAAACUCAGCACCGCCCUUUCCAACCUGGAGGACACAGAGAACACCACUUACCUGAACCCAAUCCGCAAAACGGACAUCGAUCUGCAGCAGAUUCCCACCUACUUUGUCUUCACCACCAUCGCCGGCCUCACGGGCGUCAUCAUCACCCUGGCCCUCAUCCUCAUCAUCACCUCCUCGAUGGAGGUCAUCAGACGCAGCUACUUUGAGGUCUUCUGGUACACGCAUCAUCUCUUCAUCAUCUUCUACGCUGGCCUCGUCUUUCACGGAGCCGGACGCAUUGUUCGGAGUCAACAGCAGACAGAUCCACCACACAACUUCACCUUUUGUAAGGACCGCAGUGAUGAAUGGGGACGGAUUCCUGAGUGUCCAAUCCCUCAGUUUGCAGGAGGGUUCCCGCAGACCUGGAUGUGGGUGAUUGGCCCAAUGAUCCUGUAUCUUUGUGAACGUCUGCUGCGCUUCAUCCGUUACAUGCAGACAGUCAGAUACAGGAAGAUCGUGAUGCGACCGUCCAAAGUGCUGGAGCUGCAGCUGGUGAAGAACGGUUUCAAGAUGGAGGUGGGUCAGUACGUCUUCCUCAACUGCCCCGCCAUCUCUCAGCUGGAGUGGCACCCGUUCACCAUGACCUCCGCUCCCGAGGAGGACUUCUUCAGCGUCCACAUCCGCUCGGCCGGAGACUGGACCGACAAACUCAUCAGCAUCAUGCAGCAGCUACCGGAAGGAACACAGGGACCAAAAAUGGGUGUGGAUGGACCUUUUGGCACGGCCAGCGAGGAUGUGUUCGACUACGAGGUCAGCAUGCUGGUCGGUGCCGGCAUCGGAGUCACUCCCUUUGCCUCCAUUCUCAAGUCUAUCUGGUACAAGUUCAAAGACUCAAACCCUAAGCUGCGCACCAGAAAGAUAUACUUUUAUUGGCUUUGCCGAGAAACACACGCCUUUGAGUGGUUUGCCGACCUCCUGCAGGUGCUGGAGAAAGAGAUGGAGGAGAGAGGCAUGGGGGAUUUCCUCACAUACAAACUCUAUCUGACCGGAUGGGAUCAAAAUCAUGCCACUCAUGUGAUGGUUCACUUUGAUGAGGACACAGAUGUGGUCACCGGGCUCAAACAGAAAACUAACUACGGCAGACCCAUCUGGGACAAGGAGUUCGAACAAGUCCGCAAAGAGAACCCCACGUCUGUGGUGGGAACGUUCUUAUGUGGCCCCGAGGCUCUAGCCGAAGUCUUGGAGAAAAAAUGUGCCAAAUACUCAGACGUGGAUCCUCGGAAGACCAAGUUUUACUUCAACAAGGAGAACUUCUGAGCGGAGAUGCAACGGGAAAGCAGCAUUCUGGGGUUUUUGGGGUUUUUUUUGGAUUCCCUUUUCUCUUUCGCCGCGGGUCAGUUUAAGACAGCUGACUAGGACAAAGCUGCCUGACAACCGGAGGCAGUAGCUGGGCAUUUAUGACACACUACACUGCAGACUAACGAUACGGGCAUGUUGUUUCUACAUUUUCUCAGGGACUGACUUACUGUCUUUAACCACCAUGAAACAAUUUGUCAUGGCCUCAUAGCUCCUCAAUGAUUAAUGGUCAUGGUGUCAACCGCAUGUGAAAACUCUCUGCCUCAUUUAACUGUAACUUUCUGGUCAAGCCCUCAUCGUUCCUGAUCUGAUACUUGACAAGUUCACAGGAAGAGUUUUAUUGAUACAGAGAAAUCAGGACCUUGAGGUUCUGUCUCUACUGUACACUUGUUAAUGUGCACAAAGACAGAUUAACAAAUGAAUGUACUAAUUUCAGGUACAUGUGGUAAUUGGACUACUACAGCAGCUCAGCUAGGGCUGCAGCUAACAAUUAUUUCCAUUACUGAACAACCUGCCUUUUAUUUUCUUGUGUGAAUGCAAGAAAAUAAUGAAAACCGCCCAUCAUAGUUUUUUGGGUUUUUUUUAAAUGUCUCCUUGUUUUACCCACGCAACAGUCCAAAACCCAAGAAGAUUCACUUGACUAUCGGGUGAGACAAAGAAAAGCAGCAAAUCAUCACAUUUAAAGCCUGAACCAGUGAAUUUCUGGCUUUUUUUUUUUUCUCGGAAAAAUGACCAACAUUGACCCAAUUUUUUUCUAAGUCACCAUAUUUCAUCUUACUUAAGCAUAUAUUUCCCCCUCAACGCAGAGAAUUUACCUAUGAUCAAAUACACUGUAAAUAACCAUGAUGUGCUCUUUAACGAAAUACAUGUGAAUGUGUUAAAGGCAACAAAAACUAUUGUCAGCUCCAGAAAGAGUUUUCUGAAACUGAGUAUAAACAAUUCUUGUCAUAGUAACUCUACUGGUAAAGUAAACAAUUCUUUGACACAGACAAUGGUUUAUUAUAAUCUGGUCAAACUGGCUUCUAUUUCCUUAUCGGAAUUAUGAAACCAGGAGGAAAAGAUGUCAGUCACGUACACUGUGGUUAUUCAUCCUUUAAAGAUGUGGGGGAUACUCCUUGUU
Xiphias gladius (swordfish) is the source of this 2903-nucleotide messenger RNA. It is a transcript of the gene nox1, whose product is annotated as NADPH oxidase 1. NCBI's taxonomy places the organism in Eukaryota, Metazoa, Chordata, Actinopteri, Istiophoriformes, Xiphiidae. The coding region runs from base 44 to 1744 and encodes 566 amino acids. The transcript has 13 exons. Gene Ontology annotation, biological process: superoxide anion generation; defense response. Gene Ontology annotation, molecular function: superoxide-generating NAD(P)H oxidase activity. The record is from RefSeq and is a predicted model, not a curated record. Gene Ontology annotation, cellular component: NADPH oxidase complex; plasma membrane.